Molecule: messenger RNA, 7250 nt
Organism: Alligator sinensis (Chinese alligator)
Lineage: Eukaryota; Metazoa; Chordata; Crocodylia; Alligatoridae
Gene: PIKFYVE
Product: phosphoinositide kinase, FYVE-type zinc finger containing
Exons: 43
Coding region: 33-6413 (2126 amino acids)
Biological process (GO): phosphatidylinositol metabolic process; intracellular signal transduction
Molecular function (GO): 1-phosphatidylinositol-3-phosphate 5-kinase activity; metal ion binding; ATP binding
Source: RefSeq, a predicted model, not a curated record
CAGUGUAUGUGUAUCUGUAUAGGACACAUGAGAUGGCCACAGAUGACAAACAGUCUCCAACACCGGACUCUGUCAGUGAUCUUCCUCGCUCUCCUAGCAGUCCCUCUCAUCUCACUCACUUCAAACCCUUGACUCCUGAUCAGGAUGAACCUCCAUUUAAAUCUGCCUACAGCUCAUUUGUAAAUCUCUUUCGUUUUAGCAAAGAUGAUGGUAGGCUCUCAUCUGCUGCAGAGAGAGCAGAAACUGGAUCGAGUGAUCCACAAGCACUGAGUGGGACAUGGGCCAGUCCUCAGCAUCCCUCCCGAACACAGUCUCUGAGGUCGCCUGUUCCUUAUAAAAAGCAACUCACUGGUGAACUACAAAGAAGGUCUUCCGCAACCUUAGAAAAUCAAAGGAAAGUGGAACCCUCUCUUGGAGGUCAUGAUCCUCGAACAGCAGUUCAACUAAGGAGUCUCAGCACAGUCUUAAAACGCCUCAAAGAAAUCAUGGAGGGGAAAAGUCAGGAUAGUGACUUGAAGCAAUAUUGGAUGCCAGAUAGCCAGUGCAAAGAAUGUUAUGACUGCAGUGAAAAAUUUACCACCUUCCGGCGCAGACACCACUGUCGGCUGUGCGGGCAGAUCUUCUGCAGCCGGUGUUGCAACCAGGAAAUUCCUGGGAAAUUUAUGGGUUACACAGGGGAUCUCCGAGCAUGCACAUACUGCCGCAAAAUAGCCCUAAGCUAUGCACACUCCACAGACAGUAACUCUAUUGGUGAAGACUUGAAUGCCCUGUCUGAUACUGCCUGCUCUGUGUCUGUGCUGGACCCGGGUGAGCCACGAACGCCAGUUGGAAGUAGAAAAACUAGCCGCAACAUCUUUCUGGAGGAGGACCUCACUUGGCAAAGUUUGAUUCACCCAGACUCUUCGGCUUCCACAUUGUCAGCGCGCCUUGUCUCUGUUCAGGAGGAUUCAGGGAAGUCUCCUGCUAGAAACAGAUCUGCCAGCAUUACUAACCUGUCAUUGGAUCGAUCUGGUUCACCCAUGGUGCCUGCAUACGAGACAUCUGUCAGUCCCCAGGCUAAUCGUACAUAUCUGAAAGUGGAAGCCAAUGAAGAUGAGCGUAAAAUUCUUUUGGACUCAGUACAGUUAAAAGACUUGUGGAAAAAAAUUUGCCAUCAUAACAGUGGAAUGGAGUUUCAGGACCACCGUUAUUGGUUGCGGACACAUCCAAACUGCAUUGUAGGAAAGGAACUGGUCAACUGGCUCAUCAGAAAUGGGCACAUUACCACAAGAGCUCAAGCCAUAGCAAUAGGACAGGCAUUGGUAGAUGGACGCUGGCUGGAGUGUGUCAGUCACCAUGACCAGAUCUUUAGAGAUGAAUAUGCUCUGUACAGGCCAUUACAGAGCACAGAGUUUUCAGAAACUCCCUCUCCAGACAGUGAUUCAGUGAAUUCUGUAGAAGGGCACUCUGAGCCAUCAUGGUUCAAAGACAUCAAAUUUGACGACAGUGACACAGAACAGAUUGCUGAUGAAGGGGAAGAUAACUUGGCCAACUCCGCCAGCCCUAGCAAGCGCACCUCAGUCAGCAGCUUCCAGUCCACAAUGGACAGUGACUCAGCCGCUUCCAUCAGCUUGAACGUGGAGUUGGACAACGUGAACUUCCAUAUCAAGAAGCACUCCAAGUACCCACAUGUGCCCCCUCACCCUGCUGACCAAAAAGAGUACUUGAAUCCUGACAACGGAGGGCAACAGAUGAUUUCAAUAAGUGACGCUUUCAUCAAAGAAUCAUUGUUCAAUCGGAGGGUGGAGGAGAAAUCCAAGGACCUGUUUUUCACUCCUUUAGGCUGGCAUCACAGCAAUCUGGAUCUGUUGAGGGAAGAGAAUGGGGAGAAACAAGCCAUGGAGAGGCUGCUCUCUGCUAAUCAUAACCACAUGAUGGCACUGCUUCAGCAACUGCUCUACAAUGAGUCGCUGUCCGUUUCCUGGAGGGACAUUAUUGUGCCAGUGGUCUGCCAGGUGGUUCAGACUGUCAGACCUGAUGUCAAGAACAGAGAUGAUGAUAUGGAUAUCCGCCAGUUUGUCCAUAUAAAAAAAAUCCCAGGUGGAAAGAAGUUUGAUUCUAAUGUGGUAAAUGGCUUUGUUUGCACCAAGAAUGUUGCACACAAGAAGAUGAACUCCUGUAUUAAAAAUCCCAAAAUUCUUCUACUGAAGUGUUCCAUCGAAUACCUUUACCGGGAGGAGACAAAGUUCACCUGUAUAGAUCCUAUUGUUCUCCAGGAAAGGGAGUUCUUGAAGAACUAUGUGCAGCGGAUAGUAGAUGUCAGACCUAAUUUGGUCCUAGUUGAAAAGACUGUAUCUCGAAUUGCCCAAGACAUGCUGCUGGAACAUGGCAUCACUCUGGUUAUCAAUGUCAAGCCACAAGUAUUAGACCGGGUGAGUCGGAUGACCCAAGGAGACCUGGUGAUGUCAAUGGAUCAAUUAUUGACCAAACCACACUUGGGAACCUGUCACAAAUUUUACAUGCAAGUGUUCCAGCUACCUAAUGAUCAGACAAAAACCUUAAUGUUUUUUGAGGGGUGUCCACCACACUUGGGCUGCACAAUCAAGCUACGUGGUGCUGCAGAGUAUGAACUGUCCCGAGUGAAGGAGAUUCUUAUCUUCAUGGUCUGCGUGGCUUAUCAUUCCCAGCUUGAAAUCUCUUUCCUCAUGGAUGAGUUUGCUAUGCCCCCCACCCUAACUAAAAACAGCUCCUUUCACUCUCUGAUUGAAGAGCAAGAGGACGACAUUGAGCAGCAGAACCUAUUCAAUGGUGAGGAGUUUAGCACAAUGAGCAGAGAUGGUGAACUUUCCUCUGACAAACUACCUGUGAUCUCUGAAUUUGUCACUUCUGAUGAGGUUGGUUCAUUAGAGCAAAGAACAUUAUUUGAAGAUGAUGUCCUGCAAGAGUUGUCUUCUUUAAAACAGCAGGAGCACCUCAACACGGAGCCUCCAUUUUUAGCAUCAAGUUCUUUUGUAGCUCCAAUGCCAGAAUCCCUGCUGCCCUUCCAUGGUUUGGAUGAACAUCCAGGCACACUGGAUGGUCAGCCACUGGAGACUCUGCAGCAGCAAGAGGACCUGCAGGAUUCCAAAAGCCAUAUGAGAGUCUUUAGAGACCCUCUGCAGGAUGACACUGGAUUGUAUGUUGCAGAGGAGGUAACGUCCUCUGAGGACAGACUCAAGGCUUAUUCAGCAGCAUUUAAACAAGAGCUGAAAGAUCUUAUUCUCUGCAUUUCCCCUGUAAUUGCGUUCCGUGAACCAUUUCUUUUAACUGAGCAGGGCAUGAGGUGCCCUACCCGGGAAUACUUCCCAGAGCAGGUCUAUUGGUCACCACUGCUCAACAAAGAGCAUAAGGAACUGGAGAGCAGGCGGAAGAAACAGCUACUGAGGGAUCUGUCUGGCUUGCAGGGGAUGAAUGGAAGUGUCCAAGCCAAAGCGAUCCAAGUCUUGCCUUCCCAUGACUUGGUUAACACUAGAAUUGCAGAGCAUGUGGGUGAUAGCCAAAGUUUGGCCAGAAUGCUGGCAGAUUACCGGGCAAGAGGUGGAAGAAUACAGCAGAAAAACAUGGACCCUUUUGCUCAAUAUAAGGAUGUAGCUGGUGGAAAAGUUGGAGGUAGAAAUGAAGAUGACGAGAGGGGAUUGGAUCAGAGUGAAUCUGUAUGGUCUCACAAGGUGGACUGUCUGAGUCCAGUGAACCAUCAGAGGCUCUGUGUUCUUUUCAGUAGCUCUUCUGCUCAGUCCAGCAAUGCUCCAAGUGCCUGUGUUAGUCCAUGGGUUGUGACAAUGGAGUUCUAUGGAAAGAAUGACCUCACUCUAGGAGUCUUUUUAGAACGGUAUUGUUUCAGGCCUUCCUACCAGUGCCCCAGCAUGUUUUGCGAAACACCUAUGGUACACCACAUUCGUCGCUUCGUCCACGGGCAAGGCUGUGUUCAGAUUGUACUGAAAGAGUUGGACUCCCCAGUCCCUGGAUACCAGCACACAAUCCUUACCUACUCCUGGUGCAGACUGUGCAAGCAGGUGACACCAGUUGUCCCACUGUCUAAUGAUUCUUGGUCUAUGUCAUUUGCAAAAUACCUUGAGUUAAGAUUCUAUGGGCUCCAGUAUACCCGAAGGGCCAAUGCAGAGCCUUGUGGUCACUCCAUACACCAUGACUAUCACCAGUAUUUUUCCUAUAAUCAGAUGGUGGCGUCUUUCAGCUAUUCUCCUAUCCAGCUGCUGGAGGUGUGUGUCCCACUCCCCAAAAUCUACAUCAAACGACAAGCUCCAUUAAAGGUUACCAUUUUGCAGGACCUGAAGGAUUUCUCUCAAAAAGUUUCACAGGUAUAUCUUGCUGUUGAUGAUCGCCUCACCUCUUUGAAAACGGAUACUUUCAGCAAAACAAGGGAAGAGAAGAUGGAAGACCUUUUUGCACAAAAGGAGAUGGAGGAGGUAGAGUUCAGGAACUGGAUUGAAAAGAUCCAAGCAAGGCUGCUGUCAUCAUCAUUGGACACCCCUCAGCAGCUUCAGUCAGUUUUUGAGUCUCUGAUAGCCAAAAAGCAGGGGCUCUGUGAGAUGCUGCAAGCAUGGAAUAACAGAUUACAGGAUCUCUUCCAACAAGAGAAAGGGAGAAAACGUCCUUCAGUACCACCUAGCCCUGGAAGACUGAGGCAAGGGGAAGAAAAGGUCAGUGUGAUGGAUGCUUCUCCCCGCAAUACUUCUCCAGCACUACAGAAUGGAGAGAAAGAAGAUCGUUUCAUGACUACCCUGUCAAGUCAGAGCUCCACAGGCUCCACCCAUCUCCAGCUGCCUACUCCUCCUGAGGUUAUGUCAGAGCAACUGACAGGGGGGUCCUCUUUUGUCAGUACAGUUCCUGAACAAGAACCUACCAGCACCUCAGAAGAUGUGUUUGAUGGACACUUGUUGGGGUCUACAGACAGCCAGGUGAAGGAGAAAUCUACUAUGAAAGCCAUUUUAGCAAACUUGUUGCCUGGAAACAGCUACAAUCCCAUUCCAUUCCCUUUAUGUCUAUCAAGAUUCAUACCAAUGUUGGCUAGAUAUAGUGACCCAGAUAAACACUACCUAAUGUAUGAACAUGAACGUGUACCAAUUGCAGUCUGUGAAAAGGAGCCCAGCUCCAUUAUAGCUUUUGCUCUCAGUUGCAAGGAAUACAGAAAUGCCCUGGAUGAGUUAUCCAAAGCAUCUCUGAAGAACAGUACUGAAGAAGGACUUCAGUCAAACAGUAUGUCGGACAACAAGCCAAAGAACAGCAGUCCAGUCAGGUUACCAGAGAUGAAUGCAGGGCAGCCAAGCCGUACAGCAGAAGCAGAGCAGCCCAAAAAGGCUUCUGGAGUUCUGUCCUUUUUCCGUGGUACAGGAGGGAAGAGCCCUGACCUGUCUUCUCAGAAGAAAGAGACCUUGCGUGGUGCGGACAGUGCCUAUUACCAAGUUGGGCAAAUGGGCAAAGAGGGACCAGAGAACCAAGGAGCAGAGCCUCAAGAUGAAGUGGAUGGAGGAGAUGCACAAAAGAAACAGCUAGUGAAUCCCCAUGUAGAACUUCAGUUUUCAGAUGCUAAUGCAAAGUUCUACUGCCGGAUUUAUUAUGCUGGAGAGUUCCACAAGAUGCGUGAAGUGAUUCUUGGGAGCAGUGAGGAGGACUUUAUCCGUUCCCUCUCUCACUCUGUGCCCUGGCAAGCUCGUGGAGGCAAGUCAGGAGCUGCGUUCUAUGUGACAGAAGAUGAUAGAUUCAUUUUGAAACAGAUGCCUCGUUUGGAGGUCCAGUCUUUCCUAGAUUUUGCCCCACAUUACUUCACCUACAUCACUAAUGCUGUUCAGCAGAAGAAGCCAACAGCACUGGCCAAAAUCCUUGGAGUUUACAGGAUUGGGUAUAAGAAUUCUCAAAACAACACUGAGAAGAAACUGGAUCUGCUUGUCAUGGAAAACCUAUUCUAUGGCAGAAAAAUGGCUCAGGUGUUUGACCUGAAGGGCUCGCUCCGGAAUAGAAAUGUGAAAACUGACACUGGGAAGGAAAGCUGUGAUGUUGUCCUUUUGGAUGAAAACCUCCUGAAGAUGGUACGGGACAACCCGCUGUACAUCCGAUCCCAUUGCAAAGCUGUUCUGAGAGCUUCCAUCCACAGUGAUUCGCACUUUCUUUCCAGUCAUCUUAUUAUUGACUAUUCUUUGCUGGUGGGUCGUGAUGACACCAACAAUGAGCUGGUGGUUGGGAUCAUUGAUUACAUUCGUACCUUUACCUGGGACAAAAAGCUUGAAAUGGUGGUGAAGUCAACAGGCAUCUUAGGAGGACAAGGUAAAAUGCCAACCGUGGUCUCUCCAGAAUUGUACCGCACACGGUUUUGUGAAGCAAUGGACAAGUAUUUCCUGAUGGUGCCAGAUCAUUGGACAGCACUCGGUCUGAAUUGCUAAGCUGAAAUGCACAAGUUGGCUUGGGCUGGAAAGCAUUUUCUUAUGCAAGAGGACAAAGGUGCCGUGGACUCUACUUUCCUUUUCAGUCUACCCAGUGGUGGGCACUGGGGUCUCAAACCAACUGCACUGGCCACACACAUCCGAAGUGUAAAAUCUGUUUUAUCUGCACUUUAAUCUCUGACAUAGGAGGAAUAACAGAUGAGGCCGGCAGGUAGAAUUCGGUCUUAUCAAGGUAGCUGAGCUGGAAUGUGCUAUUUGAGGGCAUUGAGAAUAAGAUUUUCUCAGCCAUAGGAAAGAUGGCAUCUAAUAUGGUACUGUACCCUGUCCCCAUAACAGAGCACUGAAACUAGAUGCUGUCUUGUUCAUGUUGGUAUCAUUUUUGCAUAGAAGUAGGUGAGCUCUGCAAGUCUUGCACUCCUUGUAUAGUGGCUAAUAUGAACUUUUUACAUUUCUAUAGUGGGUAUGUAAGAUUCUCACAGUGUUUUGUGUGAUAUUUCAGGGGAUACAGCAGGCUUUGAAAUAAUAACCCUAUUCGUGUUAGAGCUAAGUCAACCCAUAGCAAAGUUCAUGACCACUGCAGUGGUCUGAAGCUGCCUUUAUAAGAGUUGAAGUGGGUUAUUUGUUCUGUUAUGUCCUUUACAGGCUUAGUUAACAGGUAUCUGUAAACAACGUGUUUUAAUCGGCUAUACCUAACAUGUUCAGUUAGAUCAUUGCAUCUUUAUGCUUUUAUACAAUUAAGUGCAUUUUUCUGCAGUUAAAUUAAGACCUUGAGGAUAAGUUUAGGUCUUUGGCAAACUUCCAUUAAAAUGGAGCUGCUGUAUGUUUCAGAACACUGCA